CCCCGCUCUCGCUCUCUACCACUUCUCACGUUUGGAAAAGGAGGAAAAGUCAUUAAGCACAACUGGGAGGAGAGAGCAGUUCGAGUCCUGCUGAAGCUCAGAGCCACAGUCAGACAAGAGCUGGCGGGUGUCUGAACAAGAAAAAGAGAAUCUCUACUAUUACACGUCCCUCAGCACAUGAGGGGAGCUCAAUACCAUGCCGAAAUUAUUGGUAUUUGGCAAAUAUUGGCAAACAUGGAAACCUUAAUGGGAAAGACUUCACUCCCUCAGGAAGUCACACACAGGUCUGUUUUGACGAUGUUAAAAAGGAUUUACAGUGUUGCCUGACAUUCGUCUGUAAAUGUUUUGCUUCAAGAAAUCUUUUUUUAUGAUCAAGGAAAACAAGGAAUGUACCAACUGAGAGUUUCAUCAUGACCUCCGUCAUGUUCCUCUGUCUGCUCCCCCUCGUGUCCCACUGACCUGAGGCGCAGGGGACCGAGAAGCUGUCACGGGUGACAACAUGGGGAAUGUCAUUCGAGGAGUGGUGGCUUUCAUUCCCUCAGAACGCUGCCAGAAGUUCCUAGUCGGGGACCUGAAGGAGAUGCCCCUGGACCGGACGCUCGACCUCAGCAGCCGGCAGCUCCGCCGCCUCCCCGUGUCAGCCUGCGUGUUUAACGAGCUGGUGAAGCUGUACCUGAGCGGGAACCACCUGAGCAGCUUACCUGCCGACCUGCACGCCCUCAGGAAGCUGCAGCUGCUGGCGCUCGACUUCAACUGCUUCGAGGAGCUGCCGUCGGCCGUGUGCCGACUCCCCCAGCUGAACAUCCUCUACCUGGGCAACAACAGGCUCUACAGACUUCCCAGAGAGCUGGGGCAGAUGAAGGAGCUCAACACGUUGUGGCUGGAGACCAACUGCUUCACAGAGUUCCCCCAAGUGAUCUGCGACCUCCCCAAUCUCAAGACUCUUCACUUCGGCUACAACCAGCUGCGCAGCCUGCCGAAGGAGCUUGGCGGGCUAGCGGAGCUACGUAGCAUCUGGCUAGCCGGAAACCAGCUGAACGAGUUCCCCCCCGUGUUGCUGGCCAUGCACUUUCUCGCCGUGAUCGACGUGGAUCGGAACAAGAUCCGUCGUUUCCCGGGCCUAGCGCACCUGCAGAACCUGAAGCUGGUCAUCUACGACCACAACCCUUGCGUGAACGCACCGGUGGUGGGAGAAGGAGCCAGGAGGGUGGGCCGCUGGGCGGACAGCUCUGAUGAUGAAGAGGAGGAGGAGGGCUCCAAAGUGGAGGAAAUUCCAGCUGAGGCUCAGGCACUACUAGGAGACGAACGGUAACAGUUGUUAUAGAUGUGAAUGGCAUUAGAGUCUGACUUUGAGUUGUGGCAAGGCCCGUUGGUUUCCCCGGGAUGUGCAGAACUCACUGGAGAGGCCGUUUGUUUUGGCAUGUUACACAAGCAGUUGGGCCUGAUGAUGUUUGGUUCCAAAUAUGGUCAACUCAAUGAUGUGAACUUACAGAGAUGGCCAAGCCACCAGCUGUUACGUUUGGGUUUCUGUCACAGACAACACAGACCUCCUGAGUGUGGUCAAACAUGUGCAACGGAGUUCUUAUUAUUACACUGUUGAUCUGUUCGUUUGAAAUAGGCCUAAACGUUGUAGAAAUGUAAAAAGCACAUUGUUAAAUUGGUCUGUGGGUCUGUUUUCAAUCACCCGCACAUUGUUUAAAA
This is a messenger RNA of Osmerus eperlanus (European smelt), 1701 nucleotides long. It is a transcript of the gene lrrc10, whose product is annotated as leucine rich repeat containing 10. The coding region runs from base 500 to 1312 and encodes 270 amino acids. The record is from RefSeq and is a predicted model, not a curated record. Gene Ontology annotation, molecular function: protein binding. The transcript has a single exon. Lineage: Eukaryota; Metazoa; Chordata; Actinopteri; Osmeriformes; Osmeridae.